UAUUAUUAUCUCUCCUCUCUCAUAUAUAAAUAUAAUUAUAUAUAAUAUAUAUGUAUGUAUGCAUAUAAAGGUGAUAAGAGAUAGUUUCACUUGGCUUUUAUAAAUCUUGAUCUCCACCAAAACAAUGGAGAGAAAGACUUCAAUGCCAAUGGCUAUGGUUUGGUGCUUUCUUGUUUGUUUGGCAUUUGUUACAACCUGUUCUGCUGAAUCAAAAUCUUCAUUUGAAGAUAAUUUCAGUAUCAUGUGGUCUGAAAAUCAUUUUAAGACAUCUGAAGAUGGUCAGAUCUGGUAUCUUUCCUUGGAUAAUGACACAGGUUGUGGAUUCCAAACAAAACAAAAAUACCGAUUCGGGUGGUUUAGUAUGAAGCUAAAGCUCGUUGGAGGUGAUUCUGCUGGAGUUGUCACUGCUUACUACAUGUGUACAGAGGAUGGUGCAGGGCCAACAAGAGAUGAGCUUGAUUUUGAGUUCUUAGGGAACAGAACCGGCGAACCAUAUUUGAUUCAGACCAACGUUUACAAAAAUGGGACUGGCAACAGGGAGAUGCGACACAAGCUUUGGUUUGAUCCAACUCUUGAUUACCACACUUAUUCCAUCUUAUGGAAUUCCCAUCAGAUCAUAUUCUUUGUUGAUCAAGUUCCGGUCAGAGUAUAUAAGAAUGCAGACUAUGAGAACAACUUCUUUCCCAAUCAGAAACCAAUGUACUUGUUUUCAAGUAUAUGGAAUGCUGAUGAUUGGGCAACCCGAGGGGGUCUUGAGAAAACAGAUUGGAAAAAGGCGCCAUUUGUUUCUUCGUACAAAGACUUCACUGUAGACGGGUGUCAAUGGAAAGAUCCAUAUCCGGAUUGCGUUUCAACCACAACGGAACAUUGGUGGGAUCAAUAUGAAUCAUGGCAUCUUACAAAAGACCAAAAGUUGGACUUUGCUUGGGUUCAGAGGAAUUUAGUGAUAUAUGAUUAUUGCAAGGAUACAGAGAGGUUUCCUACAUUGCCUGAAGAGUGCUCGUUGAGUCCAUGGGAUUAAAUGGUUCCAAUUUUUGGAGUUUAUAAUGUAUUAUUUGAUUCAAUUUUUGUUGCUAAAGUUCAUGCUUAUAGUUUUUUAUAAAUACGAAAAGGUGGUCAUGGGAGAAUUUUUUUUUUUA
Molecule: messenger RNA, 1139 nt
Organism: Erigeron canadensis
Lineage: Eukaryota; Viridiplantae; Streptophyta; Magnoliopsida; Asterales; Asteraceae
Product: probable xyloglucan endotransglucosylase/hydrolase protein 8
Exons: 4
Coding region: 125-1021 (298 amino acids)
Biological process (GO): xyloglucan metabolic process; cell wall biogenesis
Cellular component (GO): cell wall; apoplast
Molecular function (GO): xyloglucan:xyloglucosyl transferase activity; hydrolase activity, hydrolyzing O-glycosyl compounds
Source: RefSeq, a predicted model, not a curated record